Molecule: messenger RNA, 423 nt
Organism: Mesocestoides corti
Lineage: Eukaryota; Metazoa; Platyhelminthes; Cestoda; Cyclophyllidea; Mesocestoididae
Source: the annotation of a GenBank genome assembly
AUGAAGUCGGUCCUGAAUCAAAUGUCACAUCGAGAGCGAGUUCGUUUCCUGUACAAAAUGAUACUUCGAACACAUCGAGCUCUUCCUCCCGAAUUGCGGGCAGUUGGGGACCGGUAUGUCAAGGAGGAGUUUAGAAAACACAAAAGUUGUGAUCCAUCCUACGUUGGUCCUUUUAUGAUUGAAUGGACGCAGUAUGUAAUGGACAUAAACGACCAAAUUCGGGCCGCUAUCAAAGCGGAAAGUGACGAAAAUUCCAAUACUACCGUUAACUACGGAGCCUGCCUCAAAAAGGAAGACUUCGAAUAUUUUUCAGAGGCCCAAUUAGCCCAACUUCUAGCACUUGCCGACGAACUUCACGGCGUAAGUCAUGAGGAUCAAUCUCAAGCACAACCCUCAUCUCCUCAAUCCACGCCAAAGUCAUGA